This is a messenger RNA of Tribolium castaneum (red flour beetle), 2899 nucleotides long. RefSeq lists its product as uncharacterized. Bases 154 to 2574 code for a protein of 806 amino acids. Gene Ontology annotation, molecular function: protein binding. The transcript has 10 exons. Lineage: Eukaryota; Metazoa; Arthropoda; Insecta; Coleoptera; Tenebrionidae. The record is from RefSeq and is a predicted model, not a curated record.
GUUGUUGUUAACACAAAUAGAUAAUUUAUUAAUUUAUGUUGUAUUGACCGUUCUUAUCUAAAAUGAAAAUUUACUUUUAUAAAAGUGUUACAACCAUAUGACCGGUUACACUGGUAGCGAAAAUCUGAUUUGUUGUUAAAAAUCUGUGAAAAAAUGGAUAUUGCAAAAUCCAUUUUCAGUCACAGAGACCGCGAGGGUUACGUGGGCAAAGAAGAUCACAAGAAACGUGAAAUUGAGUUGGCAAUUUCAGAGGACGAUGUUGAUGAUUACUUUAUUGAAAAUUUCUCUGAGGGCCUAGACAUGAACGACUUGCUUACACCUAGCCCCGGCGGUCCAUUUUCGGCCCUGACCCCUAGCAUGUGGCCUCAAGACAUCAUGGCAAAAUUAAGUGUAGUUCCUGACGACCCCAAUUCCCAGCCAGAAUACAGAUUUGACGAAUUUGGGUUCCGCGUUGACGAAGAGGACGGUCCUGAGCAAAAUUCUAACAAGUUGUUGGGUAUUCCCUUUGUGGAGGACCCCCAGGAUAGGCUUCAAUGGGUUGCUCAUUUAGAAUUCUCUCAUAAUAAGGAAGUGUCGGAUUUGACUUGGGAUAAGGUUGAGGUGAAAUUGCCCAGAACUGACAAGUUGCGCUCAAUGGUCAGAGCGGGGAUUCCCCACUCUUUGAGGCCCCAAAUGUGGAUGCGAAUGUCAGGGGCGUUAGAAAAGAAACAACAGUCGGAAUUGUGCUACAAAGAUAUCGUUAAAAUGUCCAGCAACGAUUCUUUAAUGACCUCGAAGCAAAUUGAAAAAGAUUUGUUGCACACAAUGCCGACAAAUACGUGUUUUAGUCACAUUAACAGCACUGGGAUUCCCAGAUUGAGACGGAUUUUGCGAGGAAUCGCUUGGCUUUAUCCAGAUAUUGGGUAUUGUCAAGGGACUGGCAUGAUCGCCGCGUCGCUUCUUCUUCUACUUGAAGAAGAAGAAGCGUUUUGGAUCAUGGUGACAAUAGUUGAAGAUCUCUUACCUGCCUCUUACUACAGCUCAACUUUGUUAGGGAUUCAAGCUGACCAAAGAGUUUUGCGCACAUUAAUCACGAAUUUUUUGCCCGAUAUCGACGAAACUCUGAAAAACCAUGACAUAGAACUAUCUCUAAUAACUCUACACUGGUUUCUAACGCUCUUUGCCAGCGCUGUCCAUAUGAAAAUCUUGCUAAGAAUCUGGGACUUAUUUUUCUUCGAAGGAUCUAUAGUAUUAUUUCAAGUAACGUUAAGCAUGUUGAAAAUGAAAGAACCUCAGCUGAAGCAACUCGAAAAUUCUGCUCAAAUUUUUAACGCAUUGUCCGACAUUCCUGGAGAUAUAGACGACGUAGAGAAACUGUUUGAAGUGUCUCAAACGUUGACGACCUCUUUGAACGAAGUCAUGAUAGAGACUUACAGGCGGCGUCACUUGGCCUACCUUAUGGCGGACCAAGGGGCCUUAGUAGGCAACCCGGAGGCCGCCCCCAACUUGCCCAAACAGCACCUCGCCAGGCGCCAGGUCAAGAAAAACAAAUCCGUUAUCCAACUCUUGCUCUUCAACGAAAACACUGAAGACGACAUCAAGUGCAAAAACAUCAAACAGACGGAGAUUCUGGUAGACUUGCGAGAGGCGAUUUUACAGAUCGCGCGUCAUUUUCUGCAAGUGGAUCCGAAAUUGAGCACUGAAAUUUCCCUGGUUGCGGACUAUUCAACGGAAAGUCAUGCAACCGAUCACGACAAUUACAUAAACGUUUCGAAAAAUCGCAAACGGCGGGCUAAGGCUCUAUUAGAUUUCGAGCGUCAUGAUGACGACGAGUUGGGUUUUCGUAAAAACGACAUUAUUACGAUUAUAAGUCAGAAGGAUGAGCACUGUUGGGUGGGGGAACUGAACGGAUUGAGAGGGUGGUUUCCGGCAAAAUUUGUCCAGUUAUUGGACGAAAGAAGUAAACAAUACAGUAGCGCCGGGGAUGAUAGCAUAUCCGAAACAGUGACUGACUUAGUCAGGGGGACCUUAUGCCCAGUUAUUAAGCAAGUAUUAGAACACGGGAUGAAAAGGCCUAACUUUCUUGGUGGACCUUGCCAUCCUUGGCUUUUCAUAGAAGAAGCGGCAACGAAAGAGGUUGAAAAAGACUUUAAUUCGGUGUAUAGUAGGCUAGUUCUUUGCAAAACAUACAGACUGGACGAAGACGGAAAAGUUCUAACUCCGGAAGAAUACUUUCAGUUGCUGUACCGCUGCGUCCAGUCGGUCAACCUGUCUCAUGACAAUGCGCACGCUCAAAUGGAUGUUAAACUGCGCUCGUUGAUUUGUAUGGGUUUGAACGAGCAAGUUUUACACUUAUGGCUCGAAGUCCUAUGUUCUUGCAGCGAAGUUGUUCAGAAAUGGUACCAUCCGUGGUCGUUCGUUUACAGCCCGGGUUGGGUGCAGAUCAAAUGUGAUUUACGAAUUUUAUCGCAACUGUCGUUUAAUUUGAACCCCGACUGGGAGCUUCCCGUUAAAAAAGAAACCAAUAACCAACCACUGAAGGAUGGUGUUCGCGAUAUGUUAGUCAAACAUCAUCUCUUCAGUUGGGACAUCUGAACUGUAAAUAUAUUCUGUCCAUAACGAAUGCCUUCAAUUAUGUUUCUUGUCAUAGCUUUAAUUGCGUUGGGCUGUCACGAGGGUAGCAAGCGAAUGACAAUAACGCCCAACCAGACUUUCAUACAGAUUAUUUUUCUAAGUACCGACUAGUGCAAUAGCUACGACUUAAUAAUUAAACACUUUAUUUAUUCCUUUGUACAAAUUUAACGACCAAACAUUGAACUAAAAACGCAAAUACCCAAAAAAUUACAUUUCAUAAUCUCAUUUGUCCAGUGUAUUUAUUACUAAGUUAUUGUUCUUAAAUUAAUUACAUAUGUAAUAAAAA